GGAUAAAUUGUGGAACAUCACAGGUCAGUUCUAGGACUAGUCAUACGGACAUUGUUUGGUUUCACAGCCAAACCUGCUCUUUCAACCGACAGCAGCUUGCAUCUCUUGGACGUUCACUUCUCACUGACUACGGAUAUGCUGAAAGGGAAGUUAAUUCUUCUUUUGCUCUUAUGGCCGAUCUCCUGCGCAGUUGGUAUGGAAGAUGAUGAACUCUCUCUCAUAACGAACACCUGGAAAACGAACACAGAAAAACGAAACACUUGGUGGAGUAAAAAAUCGGUUCCAGAAGCACGAUCUAACUUGGACAUGUUUAACGAAGAUAGCAGCUUAUGUUCCAGCGUUGUGAAUGCCGUCGGUUGUUAUAUUGACAGCUGUGUCCCAACUUUUCUCGAGUGCUGCCGCCUGGCGGAAAGUAGGCCAGCUUUUCUCCGCUGCAAGCAGACUCAUCGCAACUGUAUUGUUAGCUGUUUUCGGGACUCGAAGAAACUCUUGGCUUAUGCUAAUGCUCUUCAUUGAUUUAAACAAUAACUUUAAUUGAUAAGAAGAAAGAAGAUUGAUCCAACACAAAAAUAAAUAAAUAUAUA
Molecule: messenger RNA, 584 nt
Organism: Limulus polyphemus (Atlantic horseshoe crab)
Lineage: Eukaryota; Metazoa; Arthropoda; Merostomata; Xiphosura; Limulidae
Exons: 6
Coding region: 136-516 (126 amino acids)
Source: RefSeq, a predicted model, not a curated record